Kickxella alabastrina is the source of this 575-nucleotide messenger RNA. RefSeq lists its product as uncharacterized. Lineage: Eukaryota; Fungi; Kickxellomycota; Kickxellomycetes; Kickxellales; Kickxellaceae. The record is from RefSeq and is a predicted model, not a curated record. The transcript is spliced from 2 exons. Bases 63 to 488 code for a protein of 141 amino acids.
CUUACUUUCAAAAAUAAAAUUACACACGUUUUUUAACACAUAUUCUCACACAAAAUUUAACAAUGCUUGCCCACAACGUCGAAUCCCGCGUCAUCAAGGCCUCCAUCGAGAGCGUCUGGGCUACCCUGAAGACCCAGGACUUUGGUUUCUGGACCCUGGUCAAGUCUACCGAGUCUGCCUUCAGCGCCGCCGAGGUUGGCAGCACCCGCACUGUCACCUUCACCGACGGCGCUGUCCAGGUCUACCGCCUGGUUGAGUUCUCCGAGCUCAACAACUCGCUGACCUACGAGAUUAUCGAGUCCGAGCCCGCCAUGAGGGUUCUGUCCGCCACCCACCGCAUCCGCGCCUUCCCCGUGUCUGCCGACAACACCACCUUUGUCCAGUGGACUAGUGAGUUCGCCUCCGAGGGUGCUUCGGAGACCGUCCAGGACUCCAAGUACAAGAAGCUGGAGGCUCUGGCCGAUCUGGCCAAGGCUCUUGAGAACUAAAUUUUUUUUGCUUGAUUAGUUUUCUGCACAGCUUGUUUUCUUCUUGCGUAUGAUAUUGCGCUAAUAAAAAAUUUUCUAUCAAAAAAA